AGUGGACAUGACAGCUGAGCCAAAUAAUUUCUCAUGAGUCGGAAAAUGUUAUUAUUUCUAUAUUAUUAUCAGUUUGAGUGAUUAUCAAUAAUACAUAUCUUGCUGUGCUUCAAAAACUUGACAGGAAAUCAAAAAAUAUUAUUACACCUGAAACAUUGCAAGCUGAACAAAUAUUUAAAUAUGUGUUGAUCAAAGAAGAGGAUAACUGCUAAAAACUCUUAUCAACAUAACAUUCACAACUGUUGUAUUUAUUAAUCACUACUAAUUAGUACAAAAUGUCGGCGUUACUAACAGCGGACUGGUUUAUGUUGGACUCCUAUUACAGGAAAAUAGACCUGUACAACAUGACUUGGACAAUGGAUGAGGAUCUCGGCAACAUGGUUGUGAGUGGUGCUCCAUAUGGAGGUCCCAUAGCCAUGGUGCGGGAUAGGAAGCAGAUGGUGCGAGUCAUGGGCGUUGCUAAACCAGUCAUCACCAUAUUCAAUGGUGUUGGAAGUGUUAUAGCUAAGAUUCUGUGGAACAGCGGAGUGCUGGUCCACAUGGGAUGGUCUGAUGGUGAGCAGCUGCUCUGCAUCCAAGAGAGUGGAGAUGUUCUCAUCUAUGACAUGUUUGGAGCCUACCAGAAAACCUUCAAUAUGGGGCAGGAAGUUAGAGAUACUAAGGUAUGUAAAGCCCAGCUGUUCCCGAACCCGCGCGGCGUGGGUCUCGCCGUCAUCACCUCCACCAACCGUAUGUUCCUACUCAGCAAUGUUUCCGAGCCUAAAGUCAGAUCUGUGCCUGACUUACCACGUGCCAAUGAACCGAUAUCCUGUUGGUGUGCCAUUAGUUCUGGUUUCCUUGUGUGCAGGGAUAAAGAAAUCUACAAGUGCCAGUUGGGCGAGUCCAGAGCAGUACUUAUGCGUUUCGACAUUCAAAAUUCGUACACACAAAUACUGUCUAUAGUAGCAUCGCAGAACGGAAAGCAUGUGGCCUUCUUCACCGACUCCGGUAUCCUUUGGAUCGGAUCCGCUGACUUCGAGACUAAAACCUCAGAAAUUGAUACUGGAUAUAUAAAACAGCCUAAGGAAUUAAUGUGGUGCGGUACAGAAGCUGUAGUCGCCCAUUGGGACGACACGAUGUGGAUAUACGGGUCUAAGGGCAACAAACAAGACUUCCUCUACGACGGACCCUUCCAUCUUAUACAAGAGAUGGAUUGCGUUCGAGUUGUCUCCGAAUCGACACAUGAACUCGUGCAAAAAGUCCCGCAAGUUGUCGAGAAAAUAUUUAGGAUUAAUAGUACGGCCGCUGGCUCGUAUUUACUUGAAGCUUCAAGGCAAUUCCAGAACCACAGCCACAAAGCCGACGAAUACAUAAGACUAGUGAAACCAGAUCUGUUCACCGCCGUACAAAACUGCAUAGAGGCGGCCGCCUUCGAGUUCCACCCCGACGUACAGAAGAUGCUGAUCAGGGCCGCGCAGUUCGGCAAGUGCUUCAUCAUGGACCCUGAGCUAACCAACUUCUAUGUGAAGAACUGUCGCUGGUUAAGAGUGUUGAAUGCCGUCAGGGACCCCAAAGUGGCCAUACCGUUGACUUCUGUUCAAAUGGGCAACCUAGGUGAGCGAGUGCUUCUAGACAGGUUAAUAUGGCGGCGUCUGCACUGCCUCGCGGAACACAUCGCCUCGUACCUGCAGCUGAAGGAUGGCAGGACGAGGGUACUCUCACAUUGGGCGUGUUACAAGGUAACACAACCGCACUUGGACAAUGAGAGUGCGGCGCGAGAGAUCGGAGAGAAGCUCCGCAACGUGCCCGGCAUCUCCUACACUACCAUCGCUAUGAAAGCAGCAGAGAAAGGACGGAAGGCACUCGCUAUUAAAAUAUUGGAGUAUGAAACUCACAGUAAGCUUCAAGUACCAUUACUGUUGUCAUUGGGAGAAGGUUCUAUCGCAUUAUUGAAGGCAACCGCCAGCGGAGACACGGACUUGGUGUACAUAGUGCUGUUACAUCUCAAGGAGAAGAUGGGGAAACGAGACUUUGAACUAACAAUCCGCAGUUACCCGCUCGCUCACGCCCUCUACAUAAAGUACUGCGCGAACAACAACCGCGAGGCUCUCCGACAGGUGUACGUCCAGGAGGACGACUUCCACGGACAGGCCACCACGCAUAUCAAGGACGCCAUCGAUCAGACCAACCCUGGGAGUAUCGAGGCCUCGCUUAUUUCCGCUAGGGAGUGUUACAAGAAGGGGAAGAAUGAUUUAGGUGUAACAGUAUGUGAAGACGCUCGCAAGCUCUGCAAACAGCAGUCAACUCUACAAGAGACGUACGGCCGCGGCUACAUCGGCCUGUCCCUACACGACACCGUCAGAAAGCUGCUCGAACACGGCGAGAUCAAGCUUGCGGAUAAACUGCGCUCCGAGUAUAAAAUGCCUGAUAGAAGAUAUUGGUGGUUACGUAUACUAACGUUAGCUGAGAAAGACGACUGGACGGAACUAGACAAGUUCUCCAAGUCGAAGAAGUCUCCAGUAGGGUACGAGCCCUUCGUGGACGCCUGCCUCAAGUACUGCAAGCAUGACGAGGCGCUCAAGUACCUGCCGCGCUGCAGUGACGAUAUCAAAGUUAAAUAUUAUGUCAAGGCUGGGUUCUACGAAGAAGCGGCUGAAGUGGCGUUUGAACAGAAGGACGAGAGCGCUCUACUGUUCGUACAAAACAAGUGUCCUCAAAACGAAUACUCCAAACACGCGAAAAUAACCUCUCUACUUGAAAGACUAGCUACCAAAAAGUGAAACACCCUGUAUUAGUAAAAAAGUAAUGAAUUUUUAUAUAAUUUAUAAACUGAAGGGCCAUCCACCACCUUUUUAUGAUAAACUGUAGUUGUGGAAUAGAGAUGCCGCUCUUGCCGUGUUGUUGUCUCGCUUCUAUAACUGCAAUUCUUACUUUACAAAGGCCCCACUAAUUAUUUAUGCAAAAGUGUUAAAACAAUUUAUAAGUUCCUUCGUCGAAAAGAUGGAUGGUGUUAUAUAUCUGCUUAGUAUUUUAAUUGUAUAGGUAAUUAUAAUAUUUUGCAAAUUAUCAUAAUAUAUAAUUGCGAAUCAUAAAAUUCGCUAAUGACUGCAAUUGUUCAUAAUUUUAAGAAUAUGUAUAUUUGUUUUCAGUUGUCAUUCCAUUACCCAAUGACUUGCAUAUAUAAGAGUGUUUAAAUUUAGUAUUAUUGAAUAAACCUUAUAUUACUUGUAUGCCAUACUCGGUAUCAAUUUUAAAAAAUAUACGAAAAUCGCCAUAUUUUAUAAUCAAUUAAAACAAUAUAUCUAUG
Molecule: messenger RNA, 3286 nt
Organism: Trichoplusia ni (cabbage looper)
Lineage: Eukaryota; Metazoa; Arthropoda; Insecta; Lepidoptera; Noctuidae
Gene: Vps16A
Product: vacuolar protein sorting-associated protein 16 homolog
Exons: 15
Coding region: 276-2759 (827 amino acids)
Biological process (GO): intracellular protein transport; endosomal transport; vacuole fusion, non-autophagic
Cellular component (GO): HOPS complex; cytoplasm; lysosomal membrane
Molecular function (GO): actin binding
Source: RefSeq, a predicted model, not a curated record